AUGCUAAUGUCGCAACUAAUUCGAAAUGUGGUGGUAUUUGCGGCUAGCAGUAGUCUGGGUCGUGCUCUUGUAGAAGCACUACAACGAGAAGGAUUCACCGUGUCAGCUAUGACAAGGCCAUCGAAUUCCAUUUUGUAUGGGCCCAGUGUUACUAUGCAUCGUAGUGAAUACGAUGGCUUCGACGCACUUGUCUCCAUCUUUCGGGGACAGGAUGCAGUCGUCUCCACGACCAGAACUUUUGCCUCCAAAUAUCAGUUGACGGCUAUCAACGCCGCAGCCGCAGCAGGAGUGCGCAGGUUCUUACCUAGCGAGUAUGGAGGGAACACAUCCUUGGUUGGCGUGACCAAUUAUCCCCCCUUUGCUGCUGAGAAAAAGGCUAUUGUCGACCAUCUUCGUACCAAGGAGUCACAGGAAGGUCGCGGAACCUUGGGGCGGGAUAUUGACAAGGGCGAGGUGACAAUCUAUGAUUCAGGUAACCAGGAAUACGAUACAAGCACUGUUGACCAAAAUCAAACUCUAUCUGCGAUGGAGAGGAUUCAAGGAAAGGCAUACAAAGUCAGUCGUGACACUUCUGCUGCGGCAAUUGCUCGAGGCCUGGAGCAGCUAGAGAGAGGAGAAGUUGAAGCACGCUAUCAUGAUCUUGUAACAGGAACGAUAUAUGACCCCGGUCAUUUCACACUCUUCAAGGAUGAUGAAGUUAGCAAAUGGAAGAAAAUUCUCCAACUAAAUGGCAAUGAGGAUCUUGAUGGAGUUAUCACAGAAGUAUUGCGCAAGAAACAUCUCAUCUAG
Molecule: messenger RNA, 789 nt
Organism: Trichoderma asperellum CBS 433.97
Lineage: Eukaryota; Fungi; Ascomycota; Sordariomycetes; Hypocreales; Hypocreaceae
Source: RefSeq, a predicted model, not a curated record